This is a messenger RNA of Magnolia sinica, 554 nucleotides long. RefSeq names its product protein DELETION OF SUV3 SUPPRESSOR 1(I)-like. Bases 140 to 364 code for a protein of 74 amino acids. Gene Ontology annotation, cellular component: proteasome regulatory particle, lid subcomplex; proteasome complex. The record is from RefSeq and is a predicted model, not a curated record. NCBI's taxonomy places the organism in Eukaryota, Viridiplantae, Streptophyta, Magnoliopsida, Magnoliales, Magnoliaceae. Gene Ontology annotation, biological process: mRNA export from nucleus; double-strand break repair via homologous recombination; proteasome assembly. The transcript is spliced from 3 exons.
GGUACACUAGCCACUCCGCUUCCCGUUGUUAGAUGGUUUCUUGCAAUCUAGGUUUCCUACCUUAGCAAUAUUAACCCGAGAGAGAGAGAGAGAGUUGAGCUCCAGACGCCGCAGAAAAGGUAUCCUUGAUCUUUCUGGAAUGGCGACCGAAUCGAAGGUAGCAGCUGAAGACGCCAAGAUUGAUCUCUUCGAAGAUGAUGAUGAGUUCGAAGAGUUCGAAAUCGACGAAGAGUGGGAUGAUAAGGAAGAAGGGAAAGAAGCUAUGCAACAGUGGGAGGAUGAUUGGGAUGAUGACGACGUCAACGAUGACUUCUCCCUGCAGCUAAGGAGGGAGCUGGAGAGCAACACUGAGAAGAGCAGCUGAUCAUCCCCAUCCUUUCUUUUAACUAUGCGUUGGUAGAGCAUAUAUGGAUAUUUGAUAAAUGACAAAGAAAAAAACCUCUUACUAUCGUAAUAUCCCAUUCUUAGUUCUCGACUGCCAAAUGCUGAAACCAAGUUUGAAUUACAUAACACCUUAUCAGUCUUGCUGUGUGAUGAAAAGGGUUUACUUUGCA